Sphaerulina musiva SO2202 is the source of this 2505-nucleotide messenger RNA. RefSeq lists its product as uncharacterized. The coding region runs from base 1 to 2505 and encodes 834 amino acids. The record is from RefSeq and is a predicted model, not a curated record. Gene Ontology annotation, molecular function: protein binding. NCBI's taxonomy places the organism in Eukaryota, Fungi, Ascomycota, Dothideomycetes, Mycosphaerellales, Mycosphaerellaceae. Gene Ontology annotation, biological process: establishment or maintenance of actin cytoskeleton polarity. Gene Ontology annotation, cellular component: microtubule cytoskeleton; cell tip. The transcript has 5 exons.
AUGGCGCGCCCCAAUAUCCUUCGAGCAGACACUCUCGACCUGCAAGACCAACACAGCCCAACCGCCGCCGAACACACCAAACAUCCCGCCCAAGACGCCAACGCACCACACCUGGCUGCCUCGGUCCAACACGUUCUCGACGAGCGGCAUUCGGAAGAAAAGAACCUACAAGACGCGUGGGAUAUAUCCGCCAACCUGGACGACCAACCGAAAACGAGCGAUGCGGCCGACGCCAACGACGCGAAGGAACGCGUCCAGGAUAAUGGCCAACAUGGGGAGGAUGGCGCCGCCGGGGAGGGCGAGGGCGAGGGCGACGACGACAUGAUGGACAGGAUAUCGAGCUCGCCGAGCAUCGAAGAUGCAGAAGAUAUCGAUUUCGAGUUCGUGUAUGCCCUGCAUACUUUCGUCGCCACCGUUGAAGGCCAGGCAAAUGCUACGAAAGGCGACACGAUGGUGUUGUUGGACGAUAGCAACAGCUACUGGUGGCUCGUCAGAGUAGUCAAGGAUAGUAGUAUCGGCUACCUACCUGCCGAGCACAUCGAGACGCCCACAGAACGACUUGCGCGAUUGAACAAGCACCGAAACAUUGAUCUGUCCGCAACAAUGCUCAGUGACAAUUCGGAAAAGUCGAGAAACCCCCUGAAGAAGGCGAUGCGAAGAAGAAACGCAAAGACGGUGCAGUUCGCAGCUCCGACUUAUGUGGAAGCAUCCGAUUACGAGUACUCCACCGAGGACGAGGACAACAUGAUCGAGCCCGCAUAUGGCAACGCACAGCAAGGCGAAGACACUGCGCAAGAAGAGGCCGACGCAGAGGCAGAAAAGGCGAAAAAGGCCGAACUUGAACAUCCCGAAGCUGAAAGACGAUCAAGCACCGGCUCUAACCGCGCUUCCUUCGAUCGUGAACAGGCCGCGACGGCACAGCAGGCGUUGGCAGAGGCGGGCGUGACAGAUGGUGUUCACGGUCCCAAGACGGGUGAGUUGUCACAACAACAACAUGGCAUUGAUGCACUCAGUAUACCAAUGGUUGCCACAGAAGCCGCGCCCCUCAAAUCUUCGAAGCGAUCUCGGAACACCGAUUCAUUCCUCAAGGACGACAAACUCGACACCGUCCGCAUCACCCUCACUCCCGGCCUGCUGCGCGAAGAGCAAGCCAGAGACGGCAAAUCACCUUCCAUCGAAAUGGCGCGCAGUAGCAGCUUCGAAGAGGCGAAGCCCACGAGUUCAGCAUCAGAUUCAGCUGCUGCGAAGAAGGACGAGAGGAAGAAGAAGGAAGACAAGCCCAAAAAGAGCGGCGGCAUGUUGAGUGGGCUGUUCAAGAGCAAGAAAAAGGACAAGAAGAUGAAAGAGAGUGCCAACGACGCCGACUCAGAGAAGGGCUCUACGGAGUUGCAGCGCGAAGGAUCCCAGAGGUCGAUUUCAGGUCUCAGCGGCAAGCUUUCACCCUCGCCUGCGGACAAGAACGUCGCCUCUCCUCUGGUUGCACCUGCGCUCGAUCAUCAUGAGCAGGACCCGAUCUCCCCACAAGCACCACAAGACAUAGGUCCGGCAUCGUUCGUGGCGGAGCUGGAAGGCUCAAAUGUCGCGUACGAGAUGGCCAGCAAUAGUCCCGAGAACGACGUCAAGCCGUUGCAACAAGUCAGCAGUAGCGAUGAGCCCGAAGAACGAGCAGCGCAGUCUCCGCCACCAUCGGAAAAGGCGAGUGGCAUCAGCAAACCCCUGGCCCGUGUUCAGAACUCUGUUGCUCCCUUCACGAACAUGCUACUUGGUGACAAGGAAGGUAAGCCCACGAAAGCCAAAAAGUCUAAGCAGCGGGUGGAACUGGACGACUUUGACUCACCCGUCGAUGAUCCUACCAACCCGUUUGAAGAUCAAGACAACGUGCAAGAAGGAGAUCGGCUGUCGGAAAGUCCGGUGGAAGCAUCCAAUCACACCUUUAUGCACGGGACGGAAUCCAUACAUAUACCAGAUGUCUAUCGCGAGGAGGACGCGGAAGAGGGCAACGAUGAAGUGGAAGGCCCGAGAAGUCUCACCAGCUCUCCUAGCUUGAUCAACCAGCAUGCUGAACCGAGUGGACACGACUCGGAUACGUCUGAAGAUGGAGACAAUGACGACGACGACGACGAGUCAACGCCUACAGCGCGCUCACCAUUGCCUAUGGCGCCACAAGAGAAAGCUGCCAUGGCUGCGCGAGACGCCGCGCUGGGAAAACACAACUCCUCCAAGUCUUCAUUCUCGCAGCGCUCGCCCGCGAGCUCGAGACCUUCGCCUACAAUCUCUCAGCAGUCCUGGUCCGAUGACAGUCUGAAGGCCUGGAUGGAAGAUAGCAGUGAAGUGCGAGAUAUGCUGGUGAUGAUCAACGACACGACAGGAGUCACACCUGUGGCGGCUGAUCACCCAAUGAUGGCUGAUCUCUUCGUGCAAGAGAAGAAGGACGUGCAGGAUAUGAUGGGGCAAUUGGAUGGUCUCUUAGAGGGAUAUCUGCGGAGGAAGGGCGUACAGUUUUGA